Molecule: messenger RNA, 4575 nt
Organism: Apiotrichum porosum
Lineage: Eukaryota; Fungi; Basidiomycota; Tremellomycetes; Trichosporonales; Trichosporonaceae
Exons: 4
Coding region: 1-4575 (1524 amino acids)
Molecular function (GO): microtubule binding
Source: RefSeq, a predicted model, not a curated record
AUGUUCGACGCACCGGUCUCCGGUGCCAGGCAAGACCUGUCGUUUGCAGACCAGCAAGAACUGUUGGCCUUCAUCGAAAAGCGCAACUGGUUCGAAGCCAAGCUGGAGUCUCUCAAGGCCCUCGCACCUGUGUAUCCCUUUGUGCAUCCGCAGCUCGUGCGCGAUCCACAAAGUACCGCAGGUUAUUCUCGCGCAGGCGCCGACAACUCGCCGUGGCGUUUACCUGACCGUGCCCAGCUGGCUGCUUGGGUUAGCGAGCGUAAUGCUCUUGAGGACGAGGUCGAUCGUUUCGACGACGGUGACAUGGAACGCAUGAAGGAGAAGACGCGACAGAUGACGCGUGUACCUCUUACCCAGCCGUCCACCGAUCUCGUCGAGGUCACUCUAGACCUUAUUUUGCUCAUUGACCAACUCCUCAUGGUGCUCCGACAACGAGGUUCAGUUCUGGACCUUGCGUCUCUUCGUCUUCAGUGGGACGACCUUCGCUUUGAGGCCAGCCGCGAAGCCGAGAGUGUCAAAUCCGAGAUUGACCAUGUCGUCGCGGAGGCCCAAGCGUGGAUACCAGGACAGAACGGACCCGACCGUCAUGACAAGCGCGGAGGUCUCAGGCACCAUGCGUCUGUGUCACGUCGGUUGAAUGCGUCGUCCAACAGCUCCUUGUCGGACGCCGCCGCCUCUGCCGCUACAACCCCGGUCACGCCCUCGCCAUCGUUGAACAACUUGCCUCCCUCGCCCGGAAACGAAGCUUCGCCGCCCAGAAAAGGCUCGGCGUCCCCUUCCAAGGUCGUUGGACCAAAGUCAGCCCUACACCUAUCCAUUCUCCGUUCACAGCUCAUCGGGCUUCAGACUCGCCACCGUAACUUCUCCUACACGUUGGUCAAGCGCAGCAGCGGUAUCUUGGACCGGAUGAUCGAUUCAGCUGGCCGACUCAAGGGUCUUGGAAGUACGGACGGUCCACACGAGGACAAGGAGGGAAGCGGCGGUGCUGUGCCUGAGGAGCUGAUCGACAUUCAAGAGUCGAUUGAGAACCAAACGAGAGACAUCGGACAACGUGUCAUGUGGUGUGGUCAGUUUGAAGACCAGUGCCGCCAGGCACAUCAGCAUUUCAUGGCCUCGACCCAGGCCCAGGCAGCCGCAGAUGACGUGCUGGGCGAGAUCGAAAAGGCCCUCGGCGAGCCGGCCUCCAGUACGCGUCAUGCCACUCUGGCAAAGCUCUACAAGGACGCAACCGUGGCGCUUCCCCCAGCUGUCGAUGCCACGUUUCCACAUCCAUCGCAUCCCGACUAUCCCUCCAAGGACGAACAUAAUGCUCUCAUCCUCGAUACGAUCAAGGCGACACGCCAAGGAGCCCAAGCACGGCUGGAUCUCGCUGGCCACGCGCUCGCUUUCUACGCCUCGUUGUUAAAGGCACGGGAAGCACUGCUUGCACAACAGAAACGUGUGCAGACUGUACGCAGACAGCUCGUUGAGGCAAUGGAUCGUUUGGAACAUGGUACCGUCCACGCCCCUCGACCUUCCGUAGGCGCUGUCGCCGACCAGGGAGGCGAGUGCACCCACUGGCUGCAAAACAUCCACGGGUGGUUGUCCGAAGGUGAUGAAGUGGUCCGCUCAGCAACCGACAUUCAUCAAUCGACCAUGCUCUGUGUCAUGCAGUACUGCAAGUCUCUCGUCAGUGCGCCAAUGGCAGUCAAGCCACUGCUUCCAAUCGAUGGGCUUCCUGACGACCUGCGACACGUGGUCGCCGACGACGCUGGCGACCUCGUGGCACAUGCCCAGCGAUGUGCCGAGCUCACUCGCCUUACCCGCACCGAUGCAGAGGUACUGCCCCUAGUGGUAUGCAUUCGGCAAGACUACCAGGACCUCACAGAAGAUGUUGAGUCCUUGUCUGGUGACAUCGUUCGCGCAGUUAAUCAGGCUGCAUGGUCGCCCCAGGCCCCCGAGUCGCAACACAUCCAUUUCGAGUACCAAAUGGCAAAAAUUAGCGAUCGCGUUCAAGCCGCCAACGAUGAUCUUGAGCGGCUCAAGGAUGUGGUUGGCUCCCAAUCCCAGGCAUUCACGCGCCUCACUGCCGAUGCUUCCCACAUCCGCGAUGGUAUCGCCGAGUCACAGCGUACUCUGGAUGUACUUGCACUGGUCGUUGGGCAGGCCGAGACUGUCCGUACGGUCCAGUGCACAGCUCAGGGGUUUCUGGCAUCUAUAGACGCCAUCCAUCAAACCAUGGCCGAUGAGCAACAAGCCACGGCUGGCUUCAUCACCCAACUCAAAAACGAAAUCAACGAAUGGAGCAGUGGGCUAGUUCGACAGGUCACUUUCAUCUCUGAACAACCGCCCCUUCUGGGUUCUGGCCCACUAGACCGUGGAGAAGUGCCAUUAACGCCGCCGCUCACGCCUGUGAACGACGCGUCUCCAGACACCUCUACGAUGCCCGAUUUUUCCACUCUCGAUAUCCGGGUGCGCAACGAGGUCAACCACCAAUCGACCAGAGUGUCAUCUGCUUUGGCUCACCUCGUUUCAUCUGCAGAACACGCUGCUUUCCAGCGCUGGGCCAGACCGGUUAUCGAAGCGACAUCGGCUCUGUCUACGACUUCGGACCGUCUGGCAGCUGUUCUCUCUGAUCUCAGGCACAGUGUUCUGAGUGCGAGGGCUGCAGAGGGCGAAGCCAGGCGAGAUCUCGCAGUGGAGGUACAGCGCACAGGCAACGAGUCACUGGCUCAGCUUGUCGUUGGGACUCAGUCAAUGAUUGCUACUCUCAACAAUGCCCUUGGCGCAGACGCAUCUGGACGCAUCGACAUGCAUCGCGCAGGUGACAUAUUUUCAUCAUCGGAUGUAGCACGCGAAACCGCCUUGGCCCACAUCAAUGAGGCGGAAGAAUGGAAAAAAGACUCCCGUCAACUCGUUAUGGAAGCCGAAACGAAGCUCCAAGCCAACCAGGACGACAUGGUUAUACAUGCCGGCGAUACUACAAUGGCCAUCAAGGACUUGGACGAGCAGCUGGAGGCAUUGGAGCUGGAGAACGUUGUUAACCCGUCACCUGUCGCUUUGCGUACAACACCAAAGCACCGCCGUCUGCCUAACUCGCGCAUCGCCCAGAAACUGGCCUCUACGUUCUGCAGUAUCAACCAGUCUGCCACAACAAUAGCACAAGCAAAGCCAAAGUCACCCGAGGUCAACCGCUUCCUCAACAAGCUCAAAAACGCGGCUAAACUUGUACCAGAGCUCGAUGGGCUAGCAGAGGUUUCGGAAGCAUCGGCCGCGUGCGACAAGGCCUUCAGCCGCCUCCUCGACGCGGUGGAUACACGGGUUGAAACUUCAGAAGCCGCUCAGGGGGAAGCUCAGGCGGCUGUCACGGCGUUCGAAAAGAUCGCGGAAACUCGCAUGUCUGAUGCUCGUGUUGCAGCUGAACACAAGCGCGUCACCCAUGCGUGGGCCGACCUCCGCAGUGUAGCCGAAAACGUCCCCCUGCCCAGCAAUGCCAGCAACGCCUCAGUCACGGGAAACGUGGUGUCUGAAAACGUGGUCACGAAAAAGAAGCCGAGGGCACGCAAAAUGUCCUCCGCCAUGCCCGGCAUGCGACCUACAUCAAUGGCACCACCUCCACCGCCAACAUCAAAUGUGUCUGAGCCUAUUCGUUCGCGAGUCGUGUCGGACACGCCAACCAAGGGACGACUCCGCUCUCGAGCGUCUGUGGACUCCGUGCAAACGACACCGCGGACUCCUCGACCGCGCCUGAGUGCCCCUCCUGCGCCAAUGUCGACUUCAAAGCCCCAUGGCUCAAAACCUUUUACACCGACAGUGCCACAGCCGUUCCAGCUUUCCAGCUCAUUCUCCAGUUCAUCGCGGCUGUCGCGGUCCACGUCAGGUCCAGUGGACAUGGUGACCCCAACCCGCAGUCGCCCCCGCCUCAGCGCGCCAGCGUAUACCCCAACACUGGUUCGAAGCCCCAGCUUGCAAAGAGCCAGGACAGCGAGGAGUAAAUUGGAUGAUGCGGUUGCCCAAGUUUUGGAUACUUUGGAUGUCGAUGUCCCCAUCGUUCCAGCCGGUCGUCAAUCCCCAGAUGAGUGGAAGGACGAGUCCGGCCGCUACUGGAUUGGAACUGGUGGGCGAGCUCGCCUGUGCUUCUGCCGCAUCUUGCGCUCGCGCACGGUCAUGGUCCGCGUCGGCGGUGGUUGGGUCGAGCUAUCCCGCUAUCUGCUAGACCGGUUUGCCGACGCACUGGCUGAGGAACCUGCGCAGUCGUCCAAGUCACCAGAAUGGAAGACUAUGCCGGUCGCCAUCACAAGUGCGACGUUGGCAGCUUCAGUUUCGCUUUCUGCCUCGGUCCGCUCUGACACUGGAGUCCCGCCGCGAACACCAGCCCGCCCACCACUCCCACCGACCUUGGAAGGUUCUCCACUGACCCUUUCCACGCCUGACCGCAACAAGGUUCUAGUGGCAAGUCCUGUCUCGGGUAAUGGAAGUCCCCUCAUUCCUGUUGUCAUUCGCAAGGCCAGCGAGAGCCCCAGUAUCCGCGAAAAAGAGCGCAAGCAGAUUCAACGACGACCCAGCUUCCUCUACGAGGCCAGCGCCCGUCCUUGA